UUCUCUAUUCUACACCAAAUAUUUUAAAAAGUGUUAUCAUUAGCCUACACUCUAAAAUUAUCAACAAAGUAUUGCAUGUACCUGUUUCAAUGUCAUUUUUAAAAGAUCUUACUACUGUAUGGAAAACCUUGAUACUGAUUUUUGUUCCAUUUGUGGCUUCACCUAUUCUUACCAUUGAUGGAUCAAAGGUAAUUUCAUUCUUAGUUAAUAUAUGUUUAAGAAAAGUAAUUUUAUUUGGAAAAUUGAAAUUUGGAAAUGGCUAUACAUUUACCGUGUUACAGUUACAGUAUGCUGAAAUUAGAUGCGCUAGGAUAAUUUAAUGCAAAAAUUGAAACCCACAGGUGCUCGAAAAUAAUUACAGAGGGCAAAAGAUGAACCCUAGUGUAGUAAAUUGCAGAAUACUUUCCUUAGUGAAAUGAGUCCUAUGUAUUUAGAAUAUAUUUUUGGGAUAAAAUGAGCACAACUUAAAAUUAAUUUCAGGUGAAGCAAAAAUGUUGCUGUCUAGGAUUGAUAAUAUUUUUAUAUUAAAAAAAUUAUGCCACAAUGUGUGUUUACAGCAAAGACCAAACAAACAACUAUAACCACCAUUUGAGGAAUACUAAUCUAGUUUCAGGACUGAAUUCAUGGAAUUAUAGCACUUUCAUCACAAUCUUUGCACUAUUCUUUUAAACAUAAUAUAUGAAUUUUGUAGGAUAUGUUGCAUUUCAAAUGUUCUUGUUCAGGAGAUGUCAUGCUUGUAUGGAGUGAUUGUUAUUGCAUCUUUUUGGAUAACAGAAGCAUUGCCUCUUGCAGUAACUGCUCUUUCACCCAUCAUCAUUUUCCCAUUGCUUGGAGUCUUGUCAGCUAAGGAUGUAUGUUUAAACUAUAUAAAGGUUAGUUACUGUGUAAAUUGUGUGACACUUCAUGAUUUGGUAAAAUAUUUGUAUUAGAGUAUUUACUUUUACUUAUUGUUUUUAAAGAAAAAUUAUUUUUAAAAAAGUUAGUAAUAAACUUGUAAUCCUUAGAAUUUCAUUUACAUUGUAGGAUGCAUCGAUGUUUAGCUUCAGUUGCCUUACCUUUGCGCUUUGUGUUGAAAAGUGGAAACUACAUAAGAGAAUUGCUCUCAGAACUUUACUUUUAAUGGGCUCUAGCCCAAAAUGGUAAGCAUUAUAGUUUUUUUUUUUUUUAAAUGAACAUUUAUUAAAUAUUUCUAUGGACAUAGCCUUGUUAAGAAUGGAAUUGCAAAAUAUUUUGUAUUCUUAAAACCAAUAUUUCUUGCAUCAUAAAGAACAUAUUGUACCACUGCCUCAACUACUAGUAUAUUCAAUUUUGAAUUACAUAGUUUAAUAAAAUAAAAGAUCAAAUUGAUUUUCAGAUAUAUCAGAAAUUCUUCUUCAAACUAUAAUCAGCAACUUCUGUCUUUCGCAACUGUUCUGCAUACAUCAAAUUUUGUUUCUAACAUGUGUAUAGCUUCUAAUAACACUCACUAUUCUCAUGUUCUUUUUACAUUUCACAAUUCUGUCUGUUCCCUGUCACAACUUUUUCUCUUGUUCCUGCCCUUCCCUAUCUUAAUGAACUUCUUACUGUCUAUUCACCCCUUGGAAAGCUUCUUCCCUCCACAGACACCCAUAUUCUUUCUGUUCCCAGAACACACACUAAAACAUAUGUUGAACGAUCUUUCUUUUAUGUGCCCCAAAACAAUGGAAUUCUCUCCCAUUACACAUCCACAAUAUAACGACCAUCACAGCCUUCAAAACUGCCCUAAAGACCCAUCUCUUCAAACUGUACUAUACUGACUCAUCCCCCUCUGACUGAUAAACAGCGCUCGAUUCUGCUGUGUGCUGUCCAUAGCUAGACAGAGGUAGAUAGUACUUGGGUCGGUGAGGUCAAGCUUUUCACCAAUUGUUGUUUUUAAAUGUAUACAUUUCUGUAAUUGCUAAUUUUUAUGUGAAGCGCAGUGAGCCUAGCCCUAGGUUGGGGUACUGCACUAUAUAAAACCACCUAAUUAUAAUAAUAAUAAAUGUGGUAAGCUUCAAGCAAUGUUUUUGAUUGAACUAAGGCUGUUUUGCCAUAUGCAAAUUUUUGGAUUUUGGCAGUUGACUUGUUGCUAAACUAAAAAAGGAAAUACAUUUUGUUAUUAAUUAUCAGCAUUUCUUGAAAUGAACGCCCUGUUUAGAAAUUAUUGAUAAAAUACCAUUUUUAACUACAUUUUAAUUUAUUCAUUGUUGUGAUUGUUAUUUUUUAAGGCUUACUCUAGGAUUCAUGCUACCCACAUGGUUUUUGUCCAUGUGGGUGAACAAUACAUCAGCUACCGCUAUGAUGGUGCCAGUAGUUACUGCAGUGUUGGAUCAGUUACAGGAUAUUGAAGAGCAAAAAAAGGAAUUGAAAGGCUCUGAAAUUUUAGGUAGAUCUAUUCACCUUUUGGAUAAGAAGUAAUGGAAAGCAUAGAGUGUUAAAUUAAUUUCAAUGAUAACUAAUUAUAUUGUAUUAAAGAAAGUCAUUGUUACGAGGAGAUAAAUCACAGGAGAGUCAUUUAUUUACUAUAUCAAAUGGCCUAGAAACAUUUGUUUAUUUACAGCACACAUUUUAUGAGGAUAAAUUAACAGUUUAAAAUUUGCCUUAUAGCCAACACUAAAUAAUCCAAUCUCUGACUACACCUUUGAGUAUUAUGCUUUUCAAAGUUUCAGAUAUGGAAUUAGCUGUGAGCAUCAAUAGAGAAAGCAAGUCAUUACAAUUUUUAAAUACAAAUAAAAAAAAUCAUUCAGAGAAGUAGGUUAAUAGAUCUUUGAUUAUUUAGAUAACUACCUAUCUGCAUUUUUGCCUUAAAUAUCGGUUUAGAUUUGGAUACAUUUUUUUAAAAAAAACUUAAAUCUUUGAAAAAGUUUUGGAAAAAAUAAAAUACUAUAAUUUCUGUUUCAUAUUAUUUAAUUUACUUUAAACUUUAAGUCUUUUAAAUUAUUAUUGUUUUAAAAGAAACAUUAAUUAUUCAAUUUAAUACAUAUAAAUGUUUUUUAGAAUAUUUACUAUUUAGAACUGUGAAAAAAAUCUAUAGAAAAUAUGUUUUGAAUUUUGUUUUAUUUUUUAUGUAUUCCCCAGAACAGCUAGUGACAAAUUCAACUAUCCAAAUAAGGAAUUUAAACACAUGUGUAAGGUGUUAAGUCUAUGUAUUUGCUAUUCUGCAGCAUUAGGCGGUAUUGGAUCCAUAGGAGGUUCCACAACAAAUUUGGUUAUGCAGGGUCAAGCUGAUUUGUAAGUUUAAAAAAAAAGUUUUUUUGACUUAUAUGUAUUACUUUACUCAAACUUUAAGAUCAUGACAUCACAUUUUUUUACUCCCCACCCCCCAUACAUUAAAGCUGCUGCUAUUUUAAUCCUUCCAAAACCUAUCUGGUCUACAUCCACAAACACCUAAUGCUUCUGGGUAUCCAUCUUAAUCUCCAGCAAGAAAAGGUCUAGUUAUUUUAUAUUUUUCAUUAUAAGACAGAGACUUGCAAACUUAUUCCUUAAUUUAACUUUAUUCAGGAGACAUUGAAAGUUUAAUUGAGAGUAAGACAAUAUUUUUGUUUAUAUUAUUCAUUGUUCAAAGUUUUUUCUACAAUACAUGCAAAAGUUUAAAAAGUCAUUUUUAAAACCUUAUUGCCAGUUUGUUACUCAUGUUGUUCCUUGAAAGUUGAUGUAUGUCCAGGGUAUGAUUGUGUGUGUCUUCCUCCCCCCCUCCCCCACCAGCUUUGGCGUAAAUUAAAACAAGAUUAGUUUUGUCACGCAUUAAUAAAAGCUGUACAAUAUAAAAAAAAAUAUAUAAAAAAUUGUGCAAAAAUAUAAAAAGUCACACAUUUAGCACAAUUUUUAAAAAUUUCUUAACAUUAACGAUUUGUUUACAUAGCAUUUAAUAAUUCAGUAAUAGUACUUCAAUAUUUAUUAUUAUUAUUUCAUAUCUUAACAAUGUCAACAGAAUAUUUGAAAAGUAUGGUCUACAGUCCGGUGUGAAUUUCCUCAGCUGGUUUAUGUGUUGCUUUCCCUUAGCUGUUAUUUGUCUUAUACUUUCUUGGAUGUGGCUGGUGUUUCAUUUCUUUGGAAUAAGGCAAGUAUUUAUGGACAUUUGCCAUCUUUAAUAUUAAUAGCUUUCUUGUUUGGUCAAUUAAAAAAUAAAUGCAGGUAACCAAAAAGAUAUUCUUCCACAUCAUGCCUUGAUUACCUUAUUUCAGUCUUUUGGGUAAUAUUGUGUUCUGUUUGUUCUAUAUUUCAAGCUUUCCCAGAUCUUGUUCGUAAUAUUUCUCAUCAGUAUUGUAUUGCUUUCAUUUGAGAUUGUGUUUCUUUAAUCUUAGGCCUCUCAUUACUGUUUUUACUUUAUGUAUGAGAACUAUUAGAUUUGGCCUGAGCUGCAUCACAAAGAUAAAAAGAGAUCAGUAGCUACACUUGUCUGGAUGCCAAUAAUUUUUCGGCAUGCAAACUUUGUCCUGUUUUUAAUAUUUUAAAACUUCUUAAUGAUAUGCAAACCAAACAAAAUCAUGCAUGUAAUUUUAUGGGCAUCUAAUAAAACAAAAGUCAUGAUAGUUGCUGACAUAAAUAACUAUUUUAAAUGUGAAAAGUCACUAUUAGAGAUUAAUCUUUAAAAAAAAAUAAUUAAGAGAAGCAAUUUAAAUAUACAGUGUUCAAUUAUUUCUGUCUAAAUCCACUGACAUGGUAUUCUCUUUCUAAUUUUGACCUAGAAAUAUGAAUUUAGAUACAUAUAUUUCUAAACAGGUUAUGCAAAAUUAAAAUAAAAGAUUAAAAUUUCAAACUUGUUCUGAAUUUUAACUUACUAGGAUAUGACAAAGUAGAUUUUUAAAAGGGGUUGGGCGGGGGUUGUUAAAGAGGCUACGUUUACUCAUUCCAAGUUAAGGGGGGCUUAUAAAAUAGGUCAAAAAGGAUGUUUAUAGAUUAAUAAAGUGUGGAAACUUUUAAAUGGUUUAAUGACCGAUAAUGUAAUUGUACAAAUUAACUAAUGUUUCAUCUUAUCUUUAGAGAAUUAACAAGUUUUGGAUGUGGGGAUAAGAAGAAUACAGAAGCUAUGAAAACUGUUAUUAGAGAUCAUCUAAGAGAAUUGGGUCCUCUUUCGUAAGUUGCACUUAUUAUUGUGGUUAAAUGUUUUGUAUAUAGAUCAGUCCAGAUGGGACAGUAAUAAGUGUAAGUGAGAUUUUGGUAAAAGUAUAUAUUGAUUAUAAAAUAUGUAUUUGAAAGGGUACUUUGAAACACUAUUGAAAGUGGCUGUAGCUUAAGAGUUUUAGAUACCUUUAUGAAGAUUAUGGAACAAAAUAUUUAUAUACAUAUUUUAAAUGUAUGCAUAUUGUUGGCAAGAAGCAGCUCAAACUAAUGGCUUUUUCGUGAAAAUGUGUCAUUUUUUAUACUUAAAAAAAUUAAUACUGCUUUCGAUUUAUUUAUUUUUUUUGGUGUUUUUUUUUGUUUAGAUGUCACAUUUGAUUUAAUUUGAUAUUUCUAAUUUCAUAUUUGUCAUGCUAGCCUACUAGUGUAAAACUUUCUGAAUCAUAAAUUUUGUUUCAUUUUUUUUUUACAAUUCAAAUUUUUGUGGUUGAAUGUAUUCACAUAAUUUAUAUAUGUCCUUUAAAAUUUAUACGGUAACCUUAGUGAUUUAUUGUGUACAUGGUUUUUGGCAUUUGGGUAAAUUUCAGAUUUGCAGAAAAGGCAGUUAUAGGUCACUUUUUUAUCCUAAUUCUAUCAUGGUUUUCGAUGAAAAUGCCAGGUGAUAUGGGAUGGAGCUAUUAUUUUAAACCAGAGUAAGUUUUCUCUUGGACCCUAUGGGCCCUUAAUUUCAUUUUAUUUAGCCUUGCUUAUAGUUGAUUAAUUAAUUGAUUUCUAAUGAAUUUCUAUGCUGUGUAUUGGAUUUAUAUAUUUUACUUUAAAUUUACUUUCAGUUAUGUGAGUAAUUCAACCCCAGGACUCAUAGUUGUAUUGUUAUUAUUUAUUUUCCCCUGCGAAAAGCCUCGUGUCUUCUGCUGGUUAAGAAAAGAAAAAGAUGGUAAAAUUAUUUAAACAAUCCCAAUUGUAUGUGAUUAAAUAUAAAUAAAAGCAAUCAAUUUAAUCAGCAAGCCUAAUCAAUGAUCUGAUACCUGAAAGUUAAAAUGAAAUUUCAGAAAAGUAACCACAUUUUCUCUACUGGUAUAUAUAAUUAAUUUUUAGGCAUUUUCAAAGUUUUAAACAUUCAUUAUUAUUUAUCACACAAUAUCUUUGUAAUCAAUAACAAUAAAUAAUCAAUAAUAAAAAAUUACAAUAUUUUGAAUCUAGAUGUUUUAAAUGUAUUCAUUUCUUUCAGGUGCAGUUCCUUUACCUAAAUCUGUACCAGCAUUAAUAGAUUGGAAAAAUGUAAAUGAACAUUUCCCAUGGGGUGCUUGGUUGUUGGUUGGAGGAGGAUAUGCUAUUGCACAUGUUUGUCAGGUAAUAUCCAGCUUUUUGUUUUUAAAGCAUUGAUUGAUUUUUUACAAAUAUUUAUGUCUUAUAUUGUCAUUUAACUUUAUCAUAAUCAAGUCCUUCUUUUUCUUAGAAAAUCCCUCAAAUAUAUGUAACUAAAUUUAAAAUAAAAUAGUUUUAAGAAAAAUGUACUUACACAACUUUAUAUCCAUUUCAACUAAACAUUUUUCACUUUUAGAUGUAAUGUAAUAAUAAUAAUAAUAAUAAAGUUCAUUUAAAAAACACGCUUCAUCCCCAAAGGCUCGAAGCGCGGUACAAAGUCAACAAAAAACAUAUCUAUAAUUCACCACAUUUAAAACAAACUCAACACUACAAAAACUAAUUACAAGCAUACAAUAUCAAAGUCUUUCUAGCCAUUUCAACCCGGAGCAACACAGCAACACAUGGAAAAUAAGGUAGACAAUCAUCCCAGAAGGUAUUUGCGAAAUAGAUGUGUCUUUAGAUCUGUUUUAAAGGACUCCAGUGUCUGGUUGUUUCUAAGAUCGACAGGAAGGGCGUUCCAAAUUGUUGGACCAGCAAAUGCGAAAGUAGAGAAAUUAUUUUGUUUUUAUUGCUAUGAUAGAUUUUGUAGGACAUCUUAUAUUUAAACAAAAUUAGAAUUCAAAGUAAUAGCAAUAAUGUUUGUCUUACUCUAUUUUAAUAUCUUUUGUUUAACAAGGCAUCAGGCUUAUCACUUUGGAUUGGAUUAAGGUUGUCCAUUUUCUCUAAUGUUACUCCAUGGCUCAUGGUAUUCAUCAUCUCCUUAAUUGUAUCAUUUUUGACUGAAAUAACAAGUAAUGCUGCAACAGCAAGCAUUCUUUGUCCUAUUUUGGCUGAUUUGGUAAGUUAAAGGAUGUAACAAUUAAAUUAAGUAUGUAUAAUUAAUAGGGAACAGAAGUUCUAUAUUGUUACUUAAAUCCAGACGUGUUCUAGUUAGGUGUUACAUACUUGUUGCCAAAUCACAAUAAUGGUUAAAUGUAAAAUAUAAAACUUAUAAGCUCUUUAUUUUUCAUUCCACCUUUGUAAUUAUCACCAAUAUAAGGAAAUUAGAUUUUUAGCUGAAACUGAAAACCUUCAUCUGCAAACACAACAAUAAAAAUAAAAUCACAAAAUAAUGAAACCAGUACUAAGCUUAGAAACACUAAAGAAAAGACUUUGAGGGGGGAUGACUCUGCUUGUGUUGAGAAAUGAUUGAUAAAGAAAAAACAGUAUAAUUCUCACCAUAAACAAUUAUUUUUGCUUUACUACAUUUGUUUCAUUUACUUGAUUGUAACUUGAACUCUAUAGGAUCUUUAUUAAUUCAUUUUUACAUGUUUGACAUUAUCUUAGCUAAACAAAAUAUUUGUAUGGGGUGCACAUUUUAAAGGGGAAAACAUGGCCAAUCUCAUUUUCUUGGUACUUUGACAUAGCUUACACUUACAGGGAACAUUGAUGAUUAGGAUUUUUUUUAAAAACUUAAGCUAAUUUAAAAACUUCAAGUAUAUUCUCAUGACUGGGCUAUUUACCUGACAUACACUAAAUCAUAUAAGAUAUCAAAAUGUUUUAAAAUAUCAGUGUGAUUUUUAAUGCUUAAAUAUAAUUUAUUUUAAUCAACUGUUUGCAUUGUUGAACAGGCCAUCGCCAUGGAGUUAAAUCCUCUGUACCUGCUUUAUCCUGCUACUCUUGCCUGUUCUUUAGCAUUUAUGCUUCCAGUUGCUACUGCACCAAAUGCUAUUGUAUUUGCUAUUGGUCAUAUCAAAGUAAAAGAUAUGGUAAGUUCCUUAUGAUAUAGUUAACAUAAAUUAUAACAAAAGUAAAGGAGUAGACUGAUUGCAAGUGACACAAAAUUUUAAAUUACUCUUUUUCUCUGCUUCCCACAAAUACACUCAAUCCAAUCUCUUCUUACCAUUAUACUAGAUAAAAUAGCAAGAAUCUUUGAUGAAAUAUGUUAAUUGUUUAUCUCCAUUAAAAAUAAUAGCUUGCUUUAUUUCUUUUCAAUUAACAGGCCAAGGCUGGUUUUGUCCUGAACCUGAUAUGUGUUCUAGUUAUCUGCAUAGCCACUAACACUUGGAUAACUGCAUUGUUACAACUUGAUGCAUUGCCUCUUGAGAUGAGAAAAAUGCUUAAUAAUUCACAACUAGUUUCACAGUUUGAAAAUACCAAUUUGACAAUAGGGAAUUCAACUUUGUACUAACUGAGGUUGUGAUAUUUUAUGUGCUGUUUUUUUUUUGUUGUUUUUUUUUGUACAGUAACAGUUAUGUAUGAUAAAAAUGUAAUAAUGCAAAUUUCUUUUAGAAUUUUUAUAAUGAAUAUAGGAAUAACAUAAAAUUAAAGGCUGUAAGUUUUCCAAAUACUAUGAGAAGAGUAACACUGCUAAAGUUUGAAUGUUUCAUAUGGUGCUGGAUUCUUAUCCUUGUGGCUAAUGUUAACAGGGUAACAGAGCUUUUACCAGAAGAAGUAAACCCAAAUGAAAAAAUUAGGGAUGAAUUCUUAAUAUAGCCUACUUUUUCUUUAUAUUUAAAGGUUCUAUGGAUUUAUAUGGAUUUAUCAUUACUUUAGUUAUUUUUGUCAAUGCUUGUCAAAGUUGAAAUUUGUUCUUUCUUUUUUAAAAUAUUUAUUAAAUUGUUGAUGAAAAAUAUUCCUUUUUUAAAAAAAAUUUAUGAACUUUAAGAAUAUGUGAUGUAAACAGUGUUUCUCAGAAUUUAUUAUUAUUUUUGAAAAACGUUUUCACUUCAAUUUAAUUUCAUUAUUUUAGAAAAUAUUCUUUGAUUAUUGAAUAUGUAACAGUUAAUUUAUAAAAAUCAGUCAUAUUGUGAAACUGAUUAAAGCCUUAUGCUUUUAUAAUGCUUUAAACUGUCUCCAUCCUUUGCCCAUUUAUGAACCCUAUUCCUUUCUGCCUUCCUUAAUAGUUUUCCAUAAUGUAUCAUUUUAAACAUUGCAUUUAUUUGUAUGAUUUGCUGACGGAGAAAUAAAAAUUAAA
This is a messenger RNA of Lymnaea stagnalis (great pond snail), 9379 nucleotides long. NCBI's taxonomy places the organism in Eukaryota, Metazoa, Mollusca, Gastropoda, Lymnaeidae. The record is from the annotation of a GenBank genome assembly.